CCAGCAGGACUUACUAGAUUCAGAGAUUCAGAAAUUAAGGGACAGGAGCGCCACAGCGGCGGGGUCACAUUGUCCCGGGAUGAAUAAGAAAGCACUGACUCCCUGCAGCAAAACUAUAAGUCAAAAACAAAGUUCUGUUUCUCUUUCUCUUGUUCUUUCUGCCUUAAUUCUCUGUCUCACACACAUACACACUUUCCUCCUCUACGUCUACACCGCUUCCAGCCCGGCCCCACCACCACCACCACCACCAAUUGCCUAAUUCUCCUGCCUCUACACGAAUUCAGUCUGGUAAAGAAGGAAGGCGUGCCUGGCUGAACAGAUGUGGAGAUUGCAGCUGGCUGUCUAUGGAUCAUAACACUCCCUCUCUCUCUCUCUGUAUUCUUCUCUGUCUAACUGUCUACCCUGUCUAUCCAUUUGAGUAUACUGUAUGAGGGACACUAUUCACAGUUUUCUGCAUCCAAAGGAUUUAGUGGCAAGAAUACAUUUUUCUUGCUGUGACUUUUUUUUUUUAAUUUUUUUUUUUUUACCAAUCUUCAAACUGGAGACACAAGUGGACACCGACUGCUGGGAUCAGUUGAUCCAGGUUCAGCUGUCCGGUUCGGGUGACUGGGCACCCUGUGACACCCACAAGGUGGAGUUCCCCAGAGGAGAGAUGGAGGUGGUCAAGGGCCAAAUGGUGGUGUUACACGCCUGGUACAGCCCCAACUCAGACAUUUCCAAAAACUCUGUCGUUUGGAACUUCAUGGGAAAUGAAUCCAAGCAGGUGAUAAACUUCAGCUCAGGUGAGGUUGGGCACGGCCAGAACGAGUUCACCAAAAGAGUGGGCUUCAGUGCGGCCAUGCCCUCAGCCAACCUCUCCAUCUACAUCAACAACACGCAGGAGUCUGACUCCGGACGCUACAUCUGCAAUGUCAUCAUCCCUGGACGUCCUGGCAUUACCGGAGAGAUGCGCCUUAAUGUCAAAGUCCCGCCUUCUCCACCAGUAUGCACCAUGACAGGGAACGCAGUGGUGAAAGGCAACGUGACUCUGAGCUGUAAGUCCAGUCAUGGAAAACCCGUCCCUCAGUACAAAUGGACCAAGGCUGCACCCCUGUCUGAGGUCUUCUUCUCCCCAAUGCAGAAAUGGAGAUCUUGCCCCCAGCCUAUGCUUGUCCUUGGGUUCAUGGACGAGCGACACGGCACCCUCAGGCUGAGCAACCUCACUAAAAGCAUGUCAGGGAAGUACAUCUGCCGAGCCAGCAACACUGCCGGCUCCGACAGCUGCUCCAUUAACCUGGAGGUUAUCACCUCGUCCAAUGCAGGCAUGAUUGCAGCAGCUACACUGGGUUCGAUAGUGGGACUGGUGGCCAUGGCACUCUUCCUCAUAUUCAUACUGAGAAGGAGAGGGGACACUGAGGAGGAGAUAGCCAACGAGAUCAAGGAGGAUGCUCAGGCACCAAAGCGAGUGUCAUGGGCAAAGAGUAAUACCGGUUCAGACAUCAUAUCCAAGAACGGCACGCUGUCCUCCAUAGCCACCAGUCCCCGACCCCGAGACCCCCACCAGCCAAACUUCCACUACCCAUACUCCCCCAUGUCAGCUUCAGACACGGGCUCGGUGAUCAAUGCCUACCAGCUGCAACCUGGAGAAGCCAACACGCUACAGGGACUUCCUGGUUACAACAUGGGAGGCACCCCAUCGCGUAAACACAAGCGACCCCCCAGUACAAACGGGGCCCCUCCGCAGCUUCUGAGGAGCCCUGCAGUCGCCAUCCCCAACAGAACUGAGGGGGCUCAGCCUCAGGUGCCACCUCCACUCACUGUGUCCCCAAAAAUCAGCUCCUCCACUCUGACACGCAUGGGAGCUGUCGCUGUCAUGGUGCCUGCUCAGAGCCAAGCCGGCUCGCUGGUGUAGCCAGCAGAAGCAUCUCUGAUGAGAAAAUAAAAGGACAGCGGUUAUGGGUGGAGAGAAAGUAUGCCAUGAAAUGGAAAAGCAUUUUCUCCACGAAAACCUGAGAGGUUGUGAGAGAAGAAAAUGUCUCACAGGUGGUUUGUGCUUCAUUUUCACAAACUCUCCCUUCAGUUCAGUCAUUUCAGUUUCUUUUUGUAUCCUGAGUUCUGGCUCACUAAAGAGAAAUAUAUUUUUAUUUACACGCUUAUUAUGAGAUCUUCAAAAUGGCAUCCAAUAGUGUUAAGAGUUUUAGGCUGUGUACAUAAAAUGCCAAUUAUUCCAAGAGGGUUGUGUUAAAUGAAUGCAGUGUGUCUGGAUACUGUAAACCACAAUGAACAGUUUGCUUAGAGUUUUGCAGUUCUUGCUAAAUAUGUUUUGGCUACAUUUGUAUGAUAUAUGAAUAAAGUAAAUAUAAACACAUUUUUAUAAUUUCAUUUCUAUUUCCCCUAUACCUGGCUGUGUAAGGUUCACUUUUCAGUCACUUCUCUCAGGCUAACUGCACUAGUUCAGAUCAAAAUCACAAUUCAGGUAUUUCAAACUUAAUGUCUUGCUUUCUUUGACCCACAUUUACUUGUGUUCACGUGUAAGGGUUGUUUGUUGAACCUACUGUAACGAUGUCAGUAUGGUUUCAUGACACUGAUGUCUACUGAGAGAACAUACUUAAUGAGUAUAUUGCCUGUUAUGGUAGAUGGAAUGUAACCAAAAUAGUGAGUACAGCAUUGUUGAUGGUUUCUGACUAUUUUGUUCAAAGGUGCUUGGUAUAACUAUAUAAUUACUGUAAACAUACAAGGCUAUUAGUUGAGGCAAUUGGUCGCUGAUGGUGCUGAUGGUCUCAUUUGUUUUCUUGUAAGUAUACUAAACUCUGCAAAUGAUGUGGCAGUGAUGUUUUGAUGCUGAAAGGCUACAUGUAGCACUUUUAUUGCAGUUUUGAUUGUUGACAAUUUUUUCAAUAAAGUGUUCUGGAGUGUUUGAUUUUA
Siniperca chuatsi (mandarin fish) is the source of this 2904-nucleotide messenger RNA. It is a transcript of the gene esamb, whose product is annotated as endothelial cell adhesion molecule b. The transcript has 8 exons. Bases 428 to 1891 code for a protein of 487 amino acids. Lineage: Eukaryota; Metazoa; Chordata; Actinopteri; Centrarchiformes; Sinipercidae. Gene Ontology annotation, cellular component: plasma membrane; adherens junction. Gene Ontology annotation, biological process: homophilic cell-cell adhesion. Gene Ontology annotation, molecular function: cell-cell adhesion mediator activity. The record is from RefSeq and is a predicted model, not a curated record.